AUGGGUCAUAGUAGGCCGAUUUUCCUCGUAGCAUUAUUGUGCUUGAGUGCUUUUGAUGUUUUCGGGAGGGAGCUAGUAAGCGUCGAAGGUGAUCGUGACGAGAAGUUUCUUUUUGGGGGAAAGGGUGGAUGGUUAGGGGGUGGUUUUGGUAAAGGUGGUGGUUUAGGUGGAGGGGGAGGCGGCGGCGGAGGCGUCGGAGGUAAAGGUGGAGGAAUAGGGGGUGGAAUUGGAAAAGGAGGAGGAAUUGGAGGAGGGAUAGGCAAAGGAGGAGGAAUUGGAGGAGGGAUAGGCAAAGGAGGAGGGAUAGGGGGUGGGAUAGGCAAAGGUGGAGGGAUUGGGGGUGGUAUAGGCAAAGGUGGUGGCAUUGGUGGUGGUGUAGGCAAGGGAGGAGGAAUUGGAGGAGGAAUAGGCAAAGGUGGAGGAAUUGGUGGUGGAGUAGGCAAGGGAGGAGGAAUUGGGGGAGGAAUAGGCAAAGGUGGAGGAAUUGCCUCUCUCGGGGAAGAAGCCGGAGGGUAUGGAGGAAGAAGAUUGGAAUCUUCUGGACAGAAAAGCCCUCGGAGUUAUCAGAUUGACAUUAACUCGUAA
Molecule: messenger RNA, 585 nt
Organism: Asparagus officinalis (garden asparagus)
Lineage: Eukaryota; Viridiplantae; Streptophyta; Magnoliopsida; Asparagales; Asparagaceae
Product: glycine-rich protein 5-like
Exons: 3
Coding region: 1-585 (194 amino acids)
Source: RefSeq, a predicted model, not a curated record